Molecule: messenger RNA, 2032 nt
Organism: Nyctereutes procyonoides (raccoon dog)
Lineage: Eukaryota; Metazoa; Chordata; Mammalia; Carnivora; Canidae
Gene: TBX1
Product: T-box transcription factor 1
Exons: 9
Coding region: 158-1648 (496 amino acids)
Biological process (GO): regulation of transcription by RNA polymerase II; positive regulation of DNA-templated transcription; cell fate specification
Cellular component (GO): nucleus
Molecular function (GO): DNA-binding transcription factor activity, RNA polymerase II-specific; RNA polymerase II cis-regulatory region sequence-specific DNA binding
Source: RefSeq, a predicted model, not a curated record
UGUAGCUGCCUCCACUCGGGGGCUGUAGGACACAACGGUGGCUUCGCCGGACAGAGGGAACCCCGGCCUCGCAGAGGCCGCAGAGCGCAGCGCUCGCCUGGGCCCCCGGUCCUCUGACCCGGCGAAGCUCCGCCGGCUGCUGGGAUCCCCGGCCGGGAUGCACUUCAGCACCGUCACCAGGGACAUGGAAGCCUUCACGGCCAGCAGCCUGAGCAGCCUGGGGGCCGCGGGGGGCUUCCCGGGCGCCGCGUCGCCGGGCGCCGACCCCUACGGCCCGCGCGAGCCCCCGCCGCCGCGCUACGACCCGUGCGCCGCCGCCGCCCCCGGCGCCCCGGGCCCGCCGCCGCACGCCUACCCGUUCGUGCCGGCCGCCGGGGCCGCCAGCAGCGCCGCCGCCGAGCCCGAGGGCCCCGGGGCCAGCUGCGCGGCCGCCGCUAAGGCGCCGGUGAAGAAGAACGCCAAGGUGGCCAGCGUGAGCGUGCAGCUGGAGAUGAAGGCGCUGUGGGACGAGUUCAAUCAGCUGGGCACCGAGAUGAUCGUCACCAAGGCCGGCAGGCGCAUGUUCCCCACAUUUCAAGUGAAGCUCUUCGGCAUGGACCCCAUGGCCGACUACAUGCUCCUCAUGGACUUCGUUCCCGUGGACGACAAGCGCUACCGGUACGCCUUCCACAGCUCCUCCUGGCUGGUGGCCGGGAAGGCGGACCCCGCCACGCCAGGCCGUGUACACUACCACCCUGACUCGCCUGCCAAGGGUGCACAGUGGAUGAAGCAAAUCGUGUCCUUUGACAAGCUCAAGCUGACCAACAACCUGCUGGAUGACAACGGCCAUAUUAUUCUCAACUCCAUGCACAGAUACCAGCCCCGCUUCCAUGUUGUCUAUGUGGACCCACGCAAAGAUAGUGAGAAAUAUGCUGAGGAAAACUUUAAAACCUUCGUAUUUGAGGAGACGCGCUUCACCGCGGUCACUGCCUACCAGAACCACCGGAUCACGCAGCUCAAGAUCGCCAGCAACCCCUUCGCCAAAGGCUUCCGAGACUGCGACCCGGAGGACUGGCCCCGGAACCACCGGCCCGGCGCGCUGCCGCUUAUGAGCGCCUUCGCGCGCUCGCGGAACCCCGUGGCCUCCCCCACGCAGCCCAACGGCGCCGAGAAAGACGCGGCCGAGGCUCGGCGCGAAUUCGAGCGCGACGCGGGCGGACCGGCCGUGCUCGGGGACCCGGCGCACCCGCCGCAGCUGCUGGCUCGGGUGCUGAGCCCCGCGCUGCCCGGGGCCGGCGGCGCCGGCGGCCUCGUCCCGCUGCCCGGUGCGCCCGGGGGCCGGCCCAGCCCCCCGCACCCCGAGCUGCGCCUGGAGGCGCCCGGCGCGUCGGAGCCGCUGCACCACCACCCCUACAAGUACCCGGCCGCCGCCUACGACCACUACCUCGGGGCCAAGAGCCGGCCGGCGCCCUACCCGCUGCCCGGCCUGCGCGGCCACGGCUACCACCCGCACCCGCACCCGCACCCGCACGCGCACGCGCACCACCACCCCGCCGUGAGCCCCGCCGCCGCCGCCGCAGCCGCCGCCGCCGCCGCCGCCGCCGCCGCCAACAUGUACUCGUCGGCCGGGGCCGCGCCGCCCGGCUCCUACGACUACUGCCCCAGAUAAUGCGGCCGCCGCCGCCCCGAGCAGCCCCGAGGGCCGUCGGGGUGCCCGCCCGCGCAGCCCCAAGGGCCCCCGAGGACGCGCUCCUGCCGCCCCGGGGCCAGCCGCGAAGCCGUCGGCCCCCUCGCCGGUUCCCCCGCCCGGAGCCGCCGCGGGGCCGGUCCGCGCCGCCAGUGCCAAAGCGCCCGGUCGGCGGCGGAAGGAAGUGAUAUUUAUUGUUCUCCGCGAGACCGCGUCGCCCCCCGCCCCCACCCCGGCCCGGCCGGCAGUUGCAGUGUAGACGACCCGGGAGCCCGUCUGCAGGCGGUGUAGAUACGUGUAGAUAUUUGUAGAUACUGUAGAUACCGCGCCGGCGCCGACUUGAUAAAGGUUUCGCCUCUUUUGGAA